Molecule: messenger RNA, 223 nt
Organism: Symbiodinium necroappetens
Lineage: Eukaryota; Dinophyceae; Suessiales; Symbiodiniaceae
Source: the annotation of a GenBank genome assembly
GCGAGACCGACCAACCGUCGCGGGGGACACCAAGGAGGAUAUCAUCGCAGCCGAUCAGCUGGGCGUGGACAAGCUGAUCACCGGCCACAGUAUCCAGUACUCCGAGAGUGGACCACCCAGCAUUACCUGGCCUGGAUGUGGAAGUGACGCUGGUUGGCAGCUCCCGGACGUGGCAUCGCUUUGGCUUUUUGUGGACAGGGCCAACCUGGAUGAGAGCAACGAG